This is a messenger RNA of Heterocephalus glaber (naked mole-rat), 1302 nucleotides long. It is a transcript of the gene CUNH13orf42, whose product is annotated as chromosome unknown C13orf42 homolog. The record is from RefSeq and is a predicted model, not a curated record. NCBI's taxonomy places the organism in Eukaryota, Metazoa, Chordata, Mammalia, Rodentia, Bathyergidae.
GAGCACCAUGUUCAGAAAGAUCCACUCCAUCUUUAGCUCCAGCCCGCAGAAGAAGGCGGCGGCCGAAAGCCCCUACUACACCGGAGCCGGCUCAGGGGUAAGGCUGAUUCGUAGCAGCUCCAUGUAUGUGGUCGGGGACCAUGGCGAGAAAUUCAGCGAGUCAUUAAAGAAAUACAAGAGCACGAGCAGCAUGGACACCAGCCUGUACUACCUGCCUCAGGAAGAGGACCGCGCUUGGAUGUACUCGCGCACCCAGGACUGCCUGCAGUAUCUCCAGGAGCUGCUAGCCCUGCGCAGAAAAUACCUCAGCAGCCUGGGCGACCUCAAGCCACACCGUGCCUCUCAGGGCAUCUCUUCAACCUCCUCCAAAUCCUCCAAGGGAGGGAAAAAGCCCUGUGGCCAGUCCAUCCCCAAAGAAAUAAAGAAAGCAACCCUAAAGAAAUACUCACAGUUCAGUGCUGAUGUGGCUGAGGCCAUUGCCUUCUUUGACUCCAUCAUUUCUGAGCUGGAUACAGAGAGACGGCCAAGGGCUGCCGAAGUUGACCCACCCAAUGAAGAUGUGGACUUUGAUGUGGCCACCAGCUCCCGGGAGCACAGCCUGCAUUCCAACUGGAUCCUGCGGGCACCUCGCAGACACUCUGAGAACAUUGCAGUGCAUGCUGCGCACACCUCAGACAGCCAGUUUUGGAGGAGCACAGAGCGCAGGACCAUCUGCUCACAGAGGAGGCUUGAGAGGCACCCCAUUUACUUGCCCAAGGCUGUGGAAGGGGCAUUCAACACCCUGAAAUUUAAGCCCAAAGCCCACAAAAAAGACCUGGGGAGUUCCAGGCAGAUCCUCUUCAACUUCUCAGGAGAAGACAUGGAGUGGGAUGCAGAGCUCUUUGCACUGGAGUCCCUGGCAUCUCCGGAAGAAGACUACUAUGAGACGGAGAACCCCAAAGGGCAGUGGCUGCUUCAAGAGAGACUCUGGGAGAGGACAGUACCCUGACUCCACUCCUUAACUUGUCUCAGGCUCCUCCCUGAGAAGGUGUCUGGUGUCAGUGCAGCAUGUGGCAUUUGGUAGAGUUAAAAAUGGAAAUUGUAACACAGUCAAACUCCUUUGCACACUUCCUGCUGGUGCCCAGCUAGUGCCAAACAGACUCGUGGCUUCCCAAAAGACAUACCUCAGGACACCUGGAGCCUGGGCAUUCCUGCAUGGUGGGCGGGUAAGCAGGGAGGCAGAGGCCCUGUGUGUGCCCGUGUUAGGCUCAGUGGGAGAAAGGAACCAAGCCAAUGAGCUUUGGGCCAAAGUUUUCAAGGAGG